Messenger RNA from Psylliodes chrysocephalus, 2697 nucleotides. The record is from the annotation of a GenBank genome assembly. Lineage: Eukaryota; Metazoa; Arthropoda; Insecta; Coleoptera; Chrysomelidae.
AUGGAUUUGACUAUCUUAAUAUUUAUAACCUUGUUUGUCGUGGCCUGUUUCUCCUUAUUUUUAGUCUACAAAUUCGGAAUUAAAGAAAAAAGUUAUGAAGAAGCCUUAGCUGAACAACGUCAGCAAACUAGUACUUUGUUGCAAAAGUCCAAGCACAAGGAAAAGAAAAAUAAGAAAACCACAAAAAAGCCUAAGGAGAAGAUGGAGAAAAGUGAAGUAGAAGGGAUGGAUAAUAAUGAAAAUAAAGAAAACACUCUCCCAACUAAACCUCAUGUUGAAUUUAAAGAAGAAGCUGAAGAAGUAUCUGUCAAUAAUGAACUGAACAUACCUAUUGUUAAAGAGGCAACAAAACCGAAAAAGAUUAAAAAAAUUCGUCCCAUAUUGAUAAAUAAAAAAGAAAAGUCUACUGUGAACCCCAUUCUAGAAGUUGUUGAAAUCCCAAUUGCAAAUCAUUUCGAGGAACAUCCUCCCAAAGAUGACUUUGAGUUAUUGAGGGCUAAUAGUAGAGAAGAUAUUUUCAAACAAGACCCCGUGAAAUCAAAGACAACCAAGGACAAGAAACAAAAUCAAGAACCUCACGUUAUUGCAAAUAAAAAUAAAAAAAAUAACAAACCCAUAGUAGAUAUUCCCAAAAGUGAACCAAACUUAACUCUUGUACCUCCUCCCGAACAAAAAGUAGUGAUUGAAGUUAUUCCAGCUGUCGCUGUGCCACAAACCAAUGGAGUCGUUGUUAAUACUGGCAAGGAAAAGAAGAAAAAGAAAAGUGAAUUUAAUACAAAACAGCAGUUAACCGCAGAAAGAGAUGAACUCAUAAAUUCGGUGCGUAAAGCUGAAUUGUCUAAGACUGAAGCUGAAUUGUCUAAGACUGAGAUUCAAUUGCUCAUUGAUCUGUUACUCAACAAGCAGCUUGAGGCGCCAGCUGUCAUUGAUGAAUGGAGUGAGGGCAAAUCAGAUCCCAUACAAAAAUUGAAGAAACAAUUGGCCGAAAAAGAAAAACUGCUAGCACAAGAACAAGAGGCUCUCCUUGGGGCCCAAGCAAAACUAAGGGAAAUCCGUUCGGAACAACAAUCUGAAAAGGUACAAUUACAGCAAAAAAUUCGAAGUCUCGAAGAAAUGGUUCAGGCUAAGCAAAUCGAAAUUCAAGCUGCGAAUAAUCGAUUCCAGGUCAACGGACAGAAAAUUCAACAGUUGCAGGCGGAACUUAAUGCGGAAACUUUGACGGCCCACAAAGCUAUGGAAGAGAAUUCCGCGCUACAAAUGCAAAUCAAACAGUAUGAAGUGAGCCUUUCUCAAAUUCAGGAUACGGACAAAAUUAUUGGAAAGCUAAGAUUAGAUAUCGAUGAACUUUCCACUCAAAAUCAACAACUACAACAAACGAUUGCAGAAAAAGAUCACCAAUAUCAACAUACUUUGAUUCAAAUGGGCGGUCUGGAAAAAGGAUAUAAAGAAUCGCAUCAGGAAUUGGAGAGAAAUUUAGAGACUCAAUUAAGGCAAGAAAGUGAAUGGAAACGUGAAAUUACUAAUCUGAAUUCCGCUCUACAGAAACAAUUUGAAGAACAACGUAACUUGGAACACACUUUGGCGCAGCUGGAUGAACAGUUACGACUUAGUAAUAACGAAAGGUCGCAGCUAAAAUCUGAACUGCAACAAGCCAAGGACGAGGUGAAUCGUUUAGCCAAUUUAUCAGAUGGAAAGAACAACAACCGUGAAGUGGAAAUAUUGAAUUUGAGUAAUGAGCUAUCGUCAACUAGAAUCGAACUGACAUCUAGGAUUGAAGAACUGCAACAAAUCGAGAAGAAAUAUAAAAUAGAAUUAGAAACAUCGAACAAAAAAUAUUUAAUGGUGCAAAAAGAUUUGGCAGAUCAGAAACUGCAGAUUAGUAAAAUAACAUUAGAAAUAAUCCCUAAACAACUGGAGUCUCAUAAACAAUUUAUGCAACGACUUUUUCCCGAGAUUGAAGACCUCAAAGCUGUUAAUUCGGACGAUUGGCAAGACAAAUAUGCUCAAUUGAUCAACAACUAUGUCAGUAAACUUAAAGAAAGGCAAAAACAAAAUUCAUCACCAGCAUCAUCACCAACAUCAUCCCCUCAGAAAAGUUCAGAAGUAGCAAAAUUGCAAUCACAACUUCUGCACUAUAAAAACAUAAUCGAUGAUACGGAAGGAAUGUUAAAUAAGUUACAAAAACAUGUAGAACAAGAAGAAAUGAAUUGGAGGAGUCAGUUAGCUGCGAAAGAGGCAGAAUUGGAUCAUUUAAAAGAAAGUCGUAUAUCCCAGUUAGAAACGAAGCUUAUACAUGUAGAAAAUAAUUUAUCAAAAGAAAUAGAAGAGUGCCAAUUGUUAAAAUCGCAGCAACCACGUAAUGGUGGUGACAGUGAUUCUCUAGCGACUGUAGAAAAACUGUCUGAAGAAGUAAUUCAUUUAAGGCAACAGCUUAGGGAAGAACAAACUAAAAAUGGAGAAAUUGGAGUUUGUCUGAAAACACAAAAUUGUAAUAACUCAACAAAUGGUCCAGCUUUUAUAGAGCACUGUAUGUCAUCGUCUUCUAGUAUUGCUUCUUCGCUUAUUGAAGAGUAUAAAAAACCAAAGAAUAAAAAACGAAAGAAGAAGGUACCAAGUAUAAGAAAAGCUACCAUUUGUUCAAAUAUGGGGUGUCAGUUUUUGUACUGUGAUGGUAAUAGCUGCGGUAACAAUAUUUAG